Molecule: messenger RNA, 936 nt
Organism: Drosophila takahashii
Lineage: Eukaryota; Metazoa; Arthropoda; Insecta; Diptera; Drosophilidae
Product: AN1-type zinc finger protein 2A
Biological process (GO): protein targeting to ER; proteasome-mediated ubiquitin-dependent protein catabolic process
Cellular component (GO): cytoplasm; endoplasmic reticulum
Molecular function (GO): zinc ion binding
Source: RefSeq, a predicted model, not a curated record
CAUCGAAGCUAAAGACAGAAGUGUUUAGUCAUUUUCAAAGCGACUUGUUUCUGGAGUUUUCCAAACAAUAUUCAUAAAAUAGGCCUUGAAACUUCCUAAUUCCUCAGUUCAAAAGAAAAUAUCAACCAGACAAGUACGAACAUGGAGUUUCCUCAUCUAGGACAACAUUGCAGCGAGCCAACUUGCAACCGUUUGGAUUUCCUGCCCGUCAAGUGCGACUCGUGCGACAAGGUCUUCUGCGCCUCGCACUACAAUUACGAUCGGCACAGCUGCCCCAGUGCCCACAGGAAGAACGUCCAGGUGCCCAUCUGUCCGCUGUGCCGCGAACCCGUGCCCACUCCUCCGGGCGUGGAACCUGAUGUGACCGUGGGCCAGCACAUCGACCAGCAGUGCAAGUCGGAGAGCAAGAAGAUCUACACGAAUCGCUGCCACGCCAAGGGCUGCAAGCGCAAGGAGCUGAUCCCGGUGACCUGCUCCCAGUGCCACUUGAACUUUUGCCUGCGUCAUCGCCACACGAGCGACCACGACUGCCAGCCGCCGAGUGCCAGGGCUGGAGCAGGAGCAGGAUCCUCAUCAUCUGGCAGCGGCGGAUGGCAGUCCAUAUUCAAGACCCCAUCCUCCACCUCUUCCGCUUCGGAAUCGCGUUCCAUGGCUGCCCAGGCGGCCGAGAGACGCAGGCAGAGCAGGAACACUAGCAGCAGCAUUAGCACUACCAAUUCCACACCAAGAGCUGUGCAGGCCACCCAAGUACAAAACAUUCAGGGCAAUAUGAGCGAAGACGAGGCCCUCGCCCGCGCCCUGGCCUUAUCAAUCAUGGAGCAGGAUGACGCGGCGGAACGCAACCGCCAAGCACCGACUGCAAAUAACGCCCAACAGGUUUCAGUGGGCGGGGCCAGCCAGCAGGCAAAUGGCAAGGACAAGUGCCUGCUGUCCUAG